Manis javanica (Malayan pangolin) is the source of this 1690-nucleotide messenger RNA. Lineage: Eukaryota; Metazoa; Chordata; Mammalia; Pholidota; Manidae. The record is from RefSeq and is a predicted model, not a curated record.
GACCACUUCCGAGUUCAUAGAUUUUUCAGAAAAAAACACAUGACAUGUGACCCCAGGAGAGAUGAGCAGAUGUCCCAGCUGGCUCCCACUUGGGGUGUGAGUGAUUUGCAGAGGAUACGGCCCAAAUGAGGAGGUCGAUUUCCUUACCAGAGCGACAAACACAGGGGCUCCUGAGACCGGCCCAUUUCCUUGGGGAAUGAAACACACGAUCUUCAGUUCCUCAGAGAAGUGAAAAUAGCAACUAGGAAUCCAGUCAUUCCUGUUAUCUGCAGGCUCUCUAGAUCAGCCGAGCCUGAGGAGGUAGCUGUGCGCCCACACCCCAAACCCCGCUGUCCACUGCCACCACGCCUGGAAGCCAGAGGAGCUCAGCAUGUCUCCUCUGCGGGGCCCCUUGCUGCUGAUGCUCUGCGUCAGCGGUGCCCUGACCCUGAGGAUCUGCUCCUUCAACGUGAGGUCCUUUGGGGAAGCCAAGAAGGAAAACCAGAAAGCCAUGGAUGUCAUCUUAAAGGUCAUCAAACGCUGUGAUGUCAUACUCCUGAUGGAAAUUAAGGACAGCAAUGACAUGAUCUGUCCCAUGCUGAAGGAAAGGCUGAAUGGAAAGUCAAGAAGAAGCAUAACAUACAACUAUGUGAAUAGCCCUCGGCUCGGAAGAAACACAUAUAAAGAACAGUAUGCCUUUUUCUACAAGGAAAAGCUAGUGUCUGUGAAGAAAAGCUACAUCUACCAUGACUACCAGGCUGGAGAUGCGGAUGUAUUUUCCAGGGAACCAUUUGUGGUUUGGUUCCAGUCACCCCACACUGUGGUCAAGGACUUCGUGAUUGUGCCCCUGCACACCACCCCCGAGACAUCCGUUAAAGAGAUUGAUGAGUUGGCUGAUGUCUACAUGGAUGUGAAACGCCGCUGGGGGGCGGAGAAUUUCAUUUUUAUGGGUGACUUCAAUGCUGGCUGCAGUUAUGUCCGCAAGAAGGCCUGGAGCACCAUCCGCCUGAGGACUGACCCCAGGUUUGUUUGGCUUAUUGGGAACCAAGAGGACACCACAGUCAAGAAGAGCACCCACUGUGCGUAUGACAGGGCUGAUGUGUCGUUUGCAGAUGUUAAGGCUCCAGCUCUCAGAAGUGGAACUAGCCCUGGCCUAGGGGAAGGCAGAAUCAAGGCGAGGAGUCACAGGAGAGGGAGCUCCCAGGUGCCUGCCCCCCGGCUCCCAUCUGAGCGGCUGCCAACAACGCCGGGCGGAGAUGAUCCCGAAGACAGGACGGGGUACGGAAACUUCUCCAGUCUGCUGGUGCCGCUCAUGGAGGCCCCCAGCUGCUCUUUGGGCCUCCAGGACUCUGUCUCCCUUGCGCGGGGGGCCCUGGGCACCCAGUCCCCUGGACAGCCGACCUGUCUGCCCGGCCUGGAUGCCCUUGCGGUCAGGGGAGCUGGUGGCCCGGCCCUGCUCCCACGGCUGCCUGAAGGGGGGACGCUGCCUGGGCUGGGGCCCCACCUGUGGGGACUCGGGGCCACAGUUGAUCUUCCAGGCGACCAGACGGCGGCCUCCUUCUGGAUGUGCCCCUGCCAGCAGACUCUGCUCCGGGAGACACAGAACUCUCGGCAGAACGUGAAGCAUCACGAGAGAGGCGCAGCAGGGCCGGGCACAGGGGGGCCCACAGUCGCCAUCACGUCCAGAUCCCCACACCGUCAGCCUCCCUGA